GUUGUGAUAACAUAUUUUGUACAAAAAUAAAACAUUGAUAUACUGUUGACACAAAUCUCAGAGAGUAUCAAAAUCGAUGAAAAUUUGUCGGAUUUAAAAAGCAUUUAUUCUCGUUUCGUUGAGUGAAUAAAAAUGGCAUUGAUUUCGUGUGUGUUUAUGUUAUUGGUAUUGUGCGCAAUAUUGGUGUUGUGCGCAAUCGAACCCACAAAUCGAAUAGCAAUUCAUCGUGAUGAUUUAGAGGCAUACAUUCAACGACAAAACAAUUACGGUUUUAUUCAAGAAUUUAAAAUGCUUCCACAUAAAUUCAAUGAUCGUACAACAAAUCACUCCGAUGCCAAAGAAAAUUCAAACAAAAAUCGGUACAGCGAUAUUAAAGCAUACGAUCAAACUCGAGUGAAAUUAUCACAAUGCACAACGAAUGGAAUGAACUCUGUUUCAGAUUAUAUAAAUGCAAAUUUUGUGACUGGAUAUAAGGCACGUAAACAGUUCAUUUGUUCGCAAGGACCGUUGGAGAGUACGGUAAACGAUUUCUGGCGCAUGGUUUGGGAACAAAAUAUCGAAAUUAUUAUCAUGUUAACGAAUCUAGUAGAAAAUAAUUGGAUAAAAUGCACCAAAUACUGGCCAGACCUUAUUACUGAUACCCAGAAAUUUGGCGAAAUCUCCGUAACACUUACGCAUGAACAACGUUACGCUGAUUAUGUUGUUCGUGAAUUGAAACUCACGCGAAAUGGAAGCUCGUGUCUCAUGGGCGGUGGAAAAGACGAGAAACACAUCACUCAAUAUCACUUUUUAGCUUGGAAUGAUUAUAUGGCACCGACAAUGAGUUUGAUUCGAUUUAUUCGCAAAAUUAACGAUUUUUAUUCAGUGCAACGCGGCCCGAUUCUAGUUCACUGUUCAGCUGGCGUCGGUCGCACAGGAACAUUAGUUGCAUUGGAUUCUUUGAUGCAACAAUUACAAGAUGAAAAUCAAGUAUCUGUGUUUAAAACGGUUGCUGAGAUGCGUCAUCAGCGCAGCUCUUUGGUACAGUCACUGGAACAAUACAAAUUCCUGUACCAAGCCUUGCUUGAAGUCGUGAAGAAUGGAAGCAAUGGUUCAAAGUGAUCAGUGCCAAUUAAAAACGGAAUUAUUAAUUCGAAUUUUUGGAAAACGAACGAAAUUGAACGAGAAAAUCAUAUGAACUUGUGUAAAGUUAUGUUUUGCUUUUGAAUAAAUGUAAUGCAACAUGUUAAAGAG
Messenger RNA from Contarinia nasturtii (swede midge), 1233 nucleotides. Its product is annotated as tyrosine-protein phosphatase 69D-like. The record is from RefSeq and is a predicted model, not a curated record. NCBI's taxonomy places the organism in Eukaryota, Metazoa, Arthropoda, Insecta, Diptera, Cecidomyiidae. Gene Ontology annotation, molecular function: protein tyrosine phosphatase activity. Gene Ontology annotation, biological process: protein dephosphorylation. The coding region runs from base 133 to 1101 and encodes 322 amino acids. The transcript has 4 exons.